CGCGUCGCUCCUCGAAUCUUGCGUUUUUCCGUGGUGUUUUCCGUGCUUUUCCGAUUUGUGUGUUGUGUUGUUGUUCUUGAUAAGAGCUGAAAAAGCGAAGAGUAGCGAUAAUAUCGGUGUAGGAAGUGUGAGUGAAAAAUCAUACGCGUUGAUUGCGAUGUAGAGCGACACACAACGCCAGAAGCAGCAGCAGCUGAUCAGCACAAAAAUAUCAAUCCCGACCUGGCGAGCCUCGGAAGUAGUGGCAAGAAGAAGAGUGGCAAAUCGGGCGCCAGCUGAGAAAUCUCUCUUUUCCACCCGUUCCUGCCCGUAUCUCCGCGGUGUGUGCUACGUGCGUGAUUUGGUGUGUCGCGUGCGUGAAUAUACGGACGACCCAGCAGCAGCCGCCGCAACGAGUGUUAGAAAUCCCGUGCAUUGUGAAUGCCUAACGAAGUAGGAUCCACUGCGAUUGAUUUGCUUCGCGUCGUCAUCUGGCGCAGUGAAAGUUGAGUUAGUGGCCAUAACGCACUCCCCGCUCCCUCGUACAAAGCGGGUGUGGUGUGGUUUGUCCCGGAUCUAGCGGAAUACCGAAAGCAAAUUUCACCGAGUGCCUCUGUUAUCACACAGUAGGCGGCGAGCGGUGCGUGUGUAGUGUGGAAACCAGGGGUAACGGAAUAACCAUCGCCACAACGCACAAACCAAGUACCCAUGUUUGGCGAUAUUUUGGUGCUCCGUGGAUUCGUUGAUGGUGAUUAGGUGUGAUUAGGAGGCCCACACUAAGCAAAGAGGCUGCGCGGCGAGAGGAACGAACGGUUGUAUCGCCUUGGCAACGCCACGACGAUCAUGAGAUUGUCGCGUUGGACGACGCCAAUCAGUAGUACAUCAUAGAUAGAAGAGAAAACACCCCGAAAUCAUCCCUGACGACAGUACCAACACCGUCCUCAUCCAAGCGUCAAAAUUACGUCCAAGUUGAACCUCUCGAUUCUGGCCACGAUGGAGCAGGACGAGGAAGAGGAGGUGCACGACAUACGCGAACAGAUGUUCCACAACACGGUUCGCGAGCAUAUCAUUUUUAUGUUACUAUUCCUGCUGCUUUACCUUGGUAGCUAUGCGCUGAUCAUGCGAUUCCGGAGACGCGAUCGUGCUGAUUUGUAUUCAAACGAUGAAGAUGAAAUUACAGUUUACAGAAUAAGUCUGUGGUUAUGCACCUUUUCGUUGGCGGUAGCGGUUGGUGCAGCGCUACUGCUCCCGAUUUCGAUCGCCAGUAACGAGGUACUGAUACUCUAUCCGAACAGCUACUACGUGAAAUGGUUAAACAGCUCGCUUAUACAAGGUCUAUGGAACUAUGUGUUUCUGUUCUCCAACCUGGCACUGUUUGUGUUGCUACCGUUCUCGUAUCUCUUCACCGAGUCGACGGGCUUCAGCGGGUACAAGAAGGGCGUUAUGGCACGUGUGUACGAGACAUUUACCGUGUUCUCGCUGGUCGCAUUUACCGUGCUCUGCACCACGUACUUGAUUGCUGCGCUUGGUGAUCCCGAACGGAGCAUCUUUCAGGCAUUAUUUAAUGUAGGGAGAUUUCAUCUGCCAUUCUUGUACUCAUGUGUAUCGUUUUUAGGAGUACUUUUACUAUUAGUUUGCACCCCGAUGGGUUUCGUAAGACUGUUCGGUGUGGUGGGCCAGGUACUGGUGAAGCCAAACCUGCUACGCGAUGUCAACGAGGAGUUCCACGCGUUCAACAUCGAGGAAGCGACAGUGAAGCGUAAGCUGGCUAAUGUUAAUCUAAACAUAGAACUAAGAAAUGUGACAACGAUUGAUCUUACGCCAGCGAAGCUUUGCUCCGGGUUGGAUGAUUUGUAUCAAAUCAAGAAUACCGCAGAGGGCACCGCAAGCGAGUCGGCCAAACUAUUCGCAAGACUGAGAGAAUUGGAGUCUGAGCGCAAAGUGUUAGAGAAGCAACGCAGCUCUUCGGCUCUCCAGAGGAAUCUGGUCUAUCCGAUAGCGAUGCUGCUGCUGCUUAUUCUGACCGGCAUCACCGUUCUGCUGGUCGUGCAAAAUACACUCGAGCUGCUGAUCGGCAUCAAGGCGGUACCGCUGAGCACAAGACAAUUUACUCUGGGUAUCACAUCACUCUCGAAGCUUGGGCCUCUCGGUGCAACGCUCGAGGUUUGUAUCAUUACAUACCUGGGCGUUACAUCGGCGGUUGGGCUUUAUACGAUGCCGUUUAUGCGCAAUGUUCGCCCCCGACGACGCAAGACGUCCCUGACGCAGCUGAUAUUUAACUGUGGUCUCGUUCUGAUACUCAGCUCAGCGCUUCCACUUCUAGCGCGCAUUCUAGGUAUUACAAACUUCGAUCUGCUCGGCGAUUUUGGUGAGAUCGAGUGGCUGGGCAACUUUAUGAUCGUACUGCUGUACAACGUAGUGUUCGGGACGGCGGCCACGCUCUGCCUGUUCAACAAAUUCACCGCCACCGUGCGGCGUGAGCUGUGCGCCCGGUUAGUGGAGAACUAUUUCAUCUUUCUUAGCUAUCUUACGUUCAUGAUCAACUGAUCGCGACCGCUGAUGCCACUGCAGCCGCAAUAGUGGCAAUCAUUCAUUAAUCGCUUGCUAAGCUACUGCUUGUUGGUACGCUCGAAGAUGGCGUAUUAGGUGAUUCUAGUUUAUCCGAUCCGAUUUCCGCUUGAAAUUGUUCCACAAAACAUUUAAUUAACCAGUUUGAGCCGAGUUUUGACGCAUCACAGUAGUCAGUCUAACAAUAGUGCCGUCGAAUAGGAUUAGAGGAUCAGUAGUCAUGAGCACCUUAGAUCAGACAGGCACAUGCACGACGGACGAAAGGAGAGGUUAAGGAGGAAAUCUCCCCACUGCCAAGCUACCGCAAUACGCUUCCUUCUUAGAACGCCCCCUGUACUUGACGUAAUCGAGCUGUAUGUACGACCAUUGCACUGUUUUGACCAAUUAGAUCCUCGACUUACUCUACGUUGCUAGAUUCCUGUCUUUACGUUACGCUUUUAUUUAUUUGUUCAUUAAUUAUAAAAACAUCUUCAUUUCAUUUACUUUCACAUUUCAUUGCUACUAGUGUAGUAUCACUCGUCCAUACUUAUCACUUCCACGUGUGUGUCUGUGUCGUUCGCUCUUUGAGUCUAUGAGUGUAACUAAAAUGAAAAUGAUAACUUACGGUUAUUUCGGUUUUUGAUAUUAUAUUUAUUCUCAUAUUUUUGCUCGUUCGUUCGAGUUAGAUUAAACUUUAUACAGCCAAACUGGUAGGCAGCAAGUGUUGAUACUUUCGGAUAUUACAAAUAAGUAUUGUGUAACAUUUUGUUCUUUUCGAUCAAUCACGUUCGUUGGCGGGGAGUGAGGCAUAUGAUCUCUAGUCGAUAAAAAAAUGAAAUGAAAGAGUAUAAGAACCGAAACAGUCGAUACAGCAGUGGUGCGCAGUGUGGCACAAGUAUAAAUAAUAUGCGCAGUGAUAAGAAAGUAGGGCAUGCCUUACCUUUUGCCAACAUAAAUGAACUGAUAUUAGAAGAUUAGGUCAAGAGUGGUAGCAGGGAAGUCUUGUUUUUUCAAUAAGAAAAAGUAUAUCAUUACCAGAGCGAAAGUGUUAGUUUAACGUGAAGCGAUAGGCCCGAAAGUUUAAGAACGUUAAAACCUAUUGAGCUAUCAUUUAAUGCAUUGCACAUUGCGUAGCGUGAGUGUUGUGUAUUUGAUUUUGGUUUCCGCUUAAUCAUACCACCAGCAAAGAGAUGGACAAUAAAGUGACCGUGCGUCUUGUGCUUGUGAGUUUUUCUUAUAUAUAAAAGAACGACUUAAUGAACUUUUUGAAAAGAAUCUACAUUACCUUUUUGUGUUGGAGGAAACAAUGUUGUUGGUAUUGGUUACUAAUUACUUACAUAUAUGUUUAGUGUUUAAACGCUUAGUAGAAAACAUAACACUAACGACACUAACAGUGACUAACACAAUGGUAUAUCUUUGGUGUGAUGUAUUCUUAAUGGUACUUGAUUCGACUUCUUGUUACACAACAUCUAACGGUGUUCUGUUUUUGGUUACUUAUGUUUCUUUCUUUCCUCUCCGUUAUGUACAUGAUUUACACGAACCUUUCGAACAUCAACGUCCUGUCUCAACAUACAUAUGGCUCGCACGUGUUCCUCCCCUCCUGCGGCUGGUUGGUUGGUAAUAUCGCGACCGAACACAGCCUCAGAGCCCUUUUUAACUACAGCAGCCAUUUCGAGUCCAGCAUUUAUCAGACCGCCGGCAAUCUGAACCAUCUACAUCCAAACCAUCCUUCAUCAGCCGGCGGGCAACAUCAGCAGAGACAGGAACAACAAA
Molecule: messenger RNA, 4299 nt
Organism: Anopheles darlingi
Lineage: Eukaryota; Metazoa; Arthropoda; Insecta; Diptera; Culicidae
Gene: lili
Product: protein Lilipod
Exons: 10
Coding region: 973-2526 (517 amino acids)
Biological process (GO): signal transduction
Molecular function (GO): transmembrane signaling receptor activity
Source: RefSeq, a predicted model, not a curated record